Messenger RNA from Patella vulgata (common limpet), 1839 nucleotides. Its product is annotated as integrin alpha-E. The transcript has 7 exons. The coding region runs from base 141 to 1490 and encodes 449 amino acids. Lineage: Eukaryota; Metazoa; Mollusca; Gastropoda; Patellidae. The record is from RefSeq and is a predicted model, not a curated record.
UUGUUUCAAGUCGAUCCUGAUAUUAAAUGAUAGUCAAAUAAGAAGACUUUGAUCUCCAGUAAUUUGUAUGGCUUGGUAUAAAAAGAAAAACUUAUAACGCUAGCAAUGUUUAGGCACUUGGACGUUGAAGAACCAGCAAGAUGAACUCUCUAACGCUAUGGCUCGCUGUUGCUGCAUUAAUGAUUGCUGUUUCAGUCAGUCAGGAUGUAGACUUUGGCUUCGGCAUAGACGGUAAUAGAGAGAGACAACUGGAUCUGGAGAGACAAAGGGAACGGGAAAGAGAAAGGGAGCAGAGAGAGCGAAAUAGGGCCCAAGAAAUAUAUCCAGGUUGCAGGGAUAAAGUUGCCGAUAUUUUCUUCAUCUUGGAUUCAUCAAGCAGCAUCUAUAUUGAAGAUUAUUUCAAACAACGAAACUUUGUUAAAAGCAUCAUCAAUAGGUUGGCUAUAGAUUCCCGAUUUACCAGAGUUGGGGCUCUUACAUUCAGUGAUAACUACCGAGUAUCGUUUGGAAUCAACGAAUACCGAGACAAAUUAUCUCUGGUGAAUGCCAUCAACGACCAGAACAUCCCUUACUUAUCCGGAGCUACUAAUACAGCUUCUGCCAUUCGUUACGUUCGUGAAAACGUUCCGUUCCGAAACGACAUUACUCGAGCCAUCGUUGUCAUGACUGAUGGUUACUCUGCUGCACCGGGAGCAACAGCUUCAGAGGCGGAUCAAGCCAGAAGAGAGGGCAACUAUCUAUUUGUUAUCGGGGUUGGUCAAUAUACAGAUGAACGAGAAUGGAGAGCAAUAGCCAGCGAUCCUGAUGAUAACUUCAUGUUUAACAUCACUGAUUAUCGAGCAUUAGACAGAUUACAGUCAACUAUAGCGCAAAGGAUUUGCUCUCUUCCUCCACUUAUUAUCAACAGAUUACAGAGUUGUUUUGUUCAAGGGAACGGUGCUGAUGUUCUAUUUGUUGCUGGUCCAUCCGGUGCCUCUACAGCUCUGCCUAUCAUCAAAACUCUUGUAGACAAUAUUCAGGCUCAACCUGGUCAGGUUCAGAUGAGUCUUCAAGUCAGUUCCUGUAGCGAUGCAGAGAAUAUACCACUUUCUGAUCCCAGUGCUUAUUGUGGUCCCAACUCACCAAAUGCACAGGACGAUUUCAUCACUUUAUUGAGACGAAUGCGUGCAAAUGCUGCUGAACUUAGAGAUCGAUUACGAACUCCAAACCAAGUAGCUGUUUUAUUCAUUGACGAUCAGUCUAUGUUUAACAGAUAUGAAAUUUCACAGGAAGCUAGAAAUGCUGUACGAGAUGGUGUACAAGUAUAUAUUGUGGAUCUUGGAGUAACUCAAAACAGAAAUUUCCUGGAAAGAAUGGCUUCAAGAAGAGACGCAGUAUUCUCUAUAAAUGAUAGAUUUGGUGGUAAUUUGGAAGGACGUCUUUUGAGACAAAUGUGUGAUGAUUUAAACGAGUCUCCCUUCAACGUUCCAGAAGUACCACCAAGCAAAUAAAUACUAGUUUAGGCUAUUUAGUUCUAUUUUAGAUAACUAUUUAAUUUUUGUAAAAUACAAAUAAAACUUGAAGACUAUCCUGAGAAAUUAAUAUUUGGAAACAUUGAGGGAACAUGAUUGUUGUGCAUCAGCAAUUCCCCAUUAUAUUGCUCAGGUUACAGUUACUUUUUAUUGAUAUACUCAUUUUGCUUUCUAGAAAGUCUCUUAAGUAAUCAAAAAUGAGAGUAAAAGAGAGCGCCAUUCGUAUUAUUGUAUUUGUUGAUGUGGAAUUAUUAUAAAGUGAUACAGACUUCUUAUACUACUUACUUGUUAUGUCUAUGUUUAUAAUAAAAACAUGUUCUGAAUUUUU